Messenger RNA from Plodia interpunctella (Indianmeal moth), 2702 nucleotides. Its product is annotated as lethal (3) 05822. Lineage: Eukaryota; Metazoa; Arthropoda; Insecta; Lepidoptera; Pyralidae. The record is from RefSeq and is a predicted model, not a curated record. Bases 272 to 1747 code for a protein of 491 amino acids. Gene Ontology annotation, cellular component: medial cortex; actin cortical patch; mating projection tip. Gene Ontology annotation, molecular function: protein binding; lipid binding. Gene Ontology annotation, biological process: endocytosis; actin cortical patch localization; plasma membrane tubulation. The transcript is spliced from 4 exons.
UAUCUAUUGCGCUCUCGCAACCGCAACACAACGCAGCAGAAUCGUUUAUUUUAUUGUUUCGUUCGUUGUUUUAUUCAUCGGGUGAGCUCAUUUUAAGAAUUUGGAUUUUACAGAUUGGUAAAGAAGUAUAUAUUACGUCGAAAGAUCGCUAUAACUCUUUGAAACCGAAUUAAAUUACAAACAAAUCCACAAUGAAAUUCAAAUAAAAUUUAGAAAGAAACUGUUAACGGAGGAAGUGUUACAUACAUUUCAGUUAUAAAAUAAUCAAGAAAUGGAUUUAUUCAAGCAUGGUAUGAAGGGGCCAUCAAGACCAGCACCAGCAGCCCCAGGGCUCAGAGUUAACCGCUAUUCUCCUGUCACCAACUGGAAUGAUGAUCCAUUCGGAGCAGAUGUAUUUGAGCCCACACCUUUUACACAAAAGAAAAAACCACCACCUCGCCCUCCUCCGCCAAAAGUGAAUAAGCAACCAGAUAUUCCUGCUAAACCUUCACAUUUUAUUAGAAGACCAACAGUACUUUCUUCGUUGAUGACUCGAAAAAAAAAUUCAGGAAAUAAUACCUCCUCUGAGCCAGCACAGACUGUGGUGUUUACAGACUACAGCGGUGACCUUGAUACUCAUAGAAUGUUUCCUAAAUGUGAACCUAAGAAUGUGCAAACUGGUGCACUGAUAGAUUUGUCAUCUCCUCCAAGUUCACCCACAUUUACUACCAGAUCUAGCAGUGAUGGACUCAGUGUUGACAGUUUUGGUUCUGAUGCCACUACAUCCACAAAUCAACAUCAUGCCAAUAAUGGCAAUGCAUCCCAAGCUGAAAGUGGAUUUGAAGAUGAUUUUGAUUUAUUUUUGAACACUAGAAAACCCGUGAAAGAGGAUACCUUGGAUGAUUUUAGUACAAUAGACCCGUUUUCGCCUUUGCCGGCGUCAAAUAAGCCUCCAAUUUCAAAAAAACCUGUAUUCAGUAGAGAUAUUUAUGAUUCAUCUAGUGGCCAAUCAGUUGCUCGGUUGAAGGGCCCCACGAUUAUCCGCGCUAAGCCAGCAAGACCUAAACCUCCUGAUAAUUCUGCACUGCUGAAGAAUACUUUCAAAUCAAGUUUUCCAGUUGCAUCGAUGAGUUUGAACACUACAACUCCUAUACAAAAAAUCAGUAAUAGCUUUGGCGAUAAUCAUAAUUCGAAACUCUUGGGCUGGGACGUCGAAUUGACUCGAGAUCGGGAGUCGUCGCCACCAAUGCCAAGUAUACCUCCCCCUCCCCCGCCGCCCGUGGUCGACGAUGACCUGCCCUUGGCAUGGCCGGACGACUUGCCGGAGGAGUUGGCCGACGAGUUGCCAGACUUGCCUGGGCUGGAUCCGCCCUCACACCCUACCGAACUAGAGGAACCGUACGCAAUAGCUCUCUUCGAUUACUUCACGGAUCAUCCAGAUGACUUGUGUUUUUCGGCACACUCGAGAAUCAAGUUAAUACGCAGAGUGGACCACGAGUGGCUAUACGGCAGCUUGCACGGGGACGAGGGUCUCUUCCCUUCCAACUACGUGGAAGUGAAGGUGCCUUUACCAAAUGAAUCCGCUUCAGUGCACCGUCUCGGUGUGGCCACGGCGCUGUACGACUUCAGUCCGCACCAGGCCGGCGACCUGCCCUUCCGGGCCGGAGACUCCAUCGCCGUCUUCCACAAACUCAGCGACGAGUGGUACUUCGGUGAGUGCAAUGGCGUCAAAGGACAAUUCCCAGUUAAUUACGUUCAAAUGAAAUAGUCAUAAUCAUCGCAUCACGAAAUCGAUGCGACGUGCACGAAGACUGAUGUCGACCAUAUCACAAUCCAUGUAUUUACAAUAUUAAAUUCCUCCAUGAUAUGGCAGACUAGACGCACUUUCCCACUUUUUGAUACAAAUUUAAAUUGUUAAAAGGAAAUUACAAGUAAAUUAAUUAAAUUGUGACUUUGAAAUGACUACCUGCUUAAUUGUGUCUAAUUACUAAAACCAGACAAAAUAUGUGAAGCCAUUAAGUUGUACAAUUAUAAAUUUGUGUAUUCGCGCCGUUGUUGCCAUAAUAACGUUACGUAUAUAGGUAUUCACUAAGCUUCUAGCAUUUGAGUGUUGUCACUUGAAGUUAUUUUGUAUUUUAAUAUAAUCACUGCAAGCUAGGUGAAUGAAUGACUGAAUUUAAUAUAUGUAUAAUAGAGCUUGUAAAAUAUUGUCCCAUAAUAGAGUAUUAAUAUAUUUUAGAAGUAAUGUUGUGUAAUAUAGUUAAAAAUCGAUCUGAUCAUUAGUUUAUAAGUAAUUAAUUCUCUUAUAUAAUUUGCAUAUUUUGUCGUCGACCAAAUAAUAGUUACAGUAUCCAUAUACUUUUGUAUCUAAAGUGUGGCUUACUGUGUCAUCAUCUACUUCAGCUGUAUUAUUCAGCAGCCUGUUGCGCUUAUAGCUGCGUAGUAUGUGUAUGUACUAAUUGCGUCGGUAAGAUGGCAGUCACGACUAUAUAACAAUAUAUAAAGUAACUUCUCCAUUAUCUCACUAUGUUGGGCCACAGAACAUGCCACUGUUAUUUUUUUUUUAAUGUAAUAUAAUGUUUUUUAUUGUUAGUUCUGUUUGUGUCAUUUGUUAUUAUUAAGAAUAAUUUUGGUGGGACCAUAAUGUUAAGUGCCUUAAGUAUGUUUGUAUAUGGCGAAUUUAUUUAUGUAAAAGAAUAAAAAUAGAUGCAAUAUGAAAUAUA